Xenopus tropicalis (tropical clawed frog) is the source of this 4218-nucleotide messenger RNA. RefSeq names its product meckelin. The coding region runs from base 112 to 2859 and encodes 915 amino acids. Lineage: Eukaryota; Metazoa; Chordata; Amphibia; Anura; Pipidae. Gene Ontology annotation, biological process: cilium assembly. The record is from RefSeq and is a predicted model, not a curated record. The transcript is spliced from 28 exons. Gene Ontology annotation, cellular component: MKS complex.
GCGCCCAAUGUUCCUACACAGGUAACCCACGUGACGGACAAAGCCAGGGCGCUAAUGUUACCAUAGAAACGGACGCUACGAGCGAGUGAAUGUUAGUUCUUUUGCGCUAUAAUGCCUGUUGGAAUAUGUCCGCUGUUUGUUUUAUUCUUAUUCCCGGCACUGGCUCGGCCACAGAGUACUUCCAUAGCAUUUACACAGCCAGCUAACUGUGCAGCGGAUCAGUUUUAUAACACGGCCGCCCUGUCGUGUUUCCCUUGCGGAUCAUCAUUGGGGGUAGUGGCCAGUCCUGACGGUCUCCGAUGCACCUGUUCUAAAGAAUAUGCGAUCAGUGAUCUUGGAUCCCCUUUGGUAAACUGCACACCCUGCAGCAUAGGCCAGGUGGUAUCUUUUGACCAAAGAGAAUGCCUGUCAUGUACUGGCAGCACCUGCACAUGUGGAGCCCAACAGAUCAGAGCGGAAAACCUUUCCAGCAAGACCUACUCGUGUGCAGAUUGUGGUGCUUUAUCAGUACCAAAUGGCAUCGGGAACCAGUGCAUUCUAUGUCAGCAAACCUUUAUAAGCAGUAACUGUACUUGUCCUGAAAGUAACCAGUCUGGAGGCCUCUGUUUCCCACAAGCAGCAACGGUGUAUGCUGUGGCAUCAGCUUGGGAGACUUUGUACUUAGAUUCUAGCUACCAGGCGUGUAGCAUUUACAGCAAUAUCACUGCUUGCCAGGUUCUCACCAACUUGGUCAUCCUAAAUGUGACGUCCCUCACGAGCACCGCACUGAAUUUAUACAGUCUCAUAUAUCUUUCACAAAAUAAAUUCCUCCCACCGUUAUUCUAUAGCACUAGUGUAGCUCAACUAUGGAACACAGCACCAUCACCUGCUCAGUUGUCCUUCACAAGAAAUGCUCAGAUGCAGUUCAAGCUCCUGAAGUAUGAUCUCCGUGGAAACUUUUUGGGCUGGCAAAAUCUGAAAGGAGGAACUUUACAGAUGUGCCCAAAUACACAGGCUGUUUGGGAUGCUGCAUUUAGAUUUGGGACAUAUUACAAUCAGUCUUGCACCCUACAGGUGGCUGACCUUCUUCAGAAUGUACCAGAACCAGUUUUUUAUGAGCUUUUCGUUUCUUAUACCAGUAAUGGUGUCAGUAUGGUAUGGCCUGUUCCUGUGUGGAAUGCUGGCUUCCAAGGCAGUACAAAUCCAAUUUCCAGCAGCAGUACCAAUGCUCUGAGACGAUUCUUUCUGGUUGAUGGCAUUUCAGGAAGGACUGGAAACAUUUCCAACCCUCCUACCUACAUUACUGUAGCGACAAGUCUCAAUUUAAGUGUAUAUGUGACUACUGGGGACACAUGGGAUCAGUCUCCCUUCCAGCUGACUGUCCGUUAUCAGAAGAUACCUGGUCUAAGUGGAACAGCACAAGUCUCAUUUGCUGUUACCUACAGUCAGAGCCAAGGUACCUAUAAGAGAGACACUGAUAUUGCGUUGGGAGUCCUUGGGUCUCUUGCUAGCCUAUAUGCCAUCCUAGAGACCAGCAGUUGGCUGCGAAGAUCAGGGCAACAGUACAUUGGUAUUCUGGUAAUCAUAAAGUUUCUGGCUUUCUUGUCUGGAGCUCUAGCAAAUACAUUCUUCCUUAUCACCCUUGGAACUGCAAUAUAUUGGCUUAUAGCGUUUAAGGGACAAACAUCAGCAGUUCAUGUCACCUUACCGCCUGCUGGCGGGCAAAUCGAGACUGAUUUUAUCAUAUACUUAUCAGUCGCUUUUGCUCUGAAGACCAUAGAGCUGCUUCAUCUUCUAGUCUCCCAGCUGACUGUCUCCAUGUUCUUAAUUGACUGGGAAAAACCAAAGGAGAAAAUAACAUCCAAUUCCCAAGUUAAAUCUAACAUAAGCAUUUGGAGGACUAUUCUUGUGGCUAAUGAGUGGAAUGAGAUGCAGACCUACAGGAAAAUUAGUCCCAUAUUCCAGCUCUUCUCUGUAUUGCUGCUUCUGGAGGUGGUGGGGCUCAAGAACAUCACUGCCAAAGAUUUAAAUCUUGACCUGAACCCUCCAAGUGGCACCUACCUGGCAUCCUGGAGCAUCAUUCUGAGAUUUGGCAUUGCUGCUUCCAUGUGGUUGGCAGUGGGCAUUGUUCAGGUUCUGUUUUGUAUUGUCAUCUAUGAACGAUUUUUUGAAGACAAAAUGCGCCAGUUUACAGAUCUUUGUUCGCUGAGCAAUGUUUCGGUUUUUAUACUGACUCACAGGUGCUAUGGGUACUACAUCCAUGGGCGCUCUGUCCAUGGCCAGGCUGAUGUAAGCAUGGAGACCAUGCUGUCAAAUUUGAAAAAAGAAGAGGAGAACUUGUGUCCUUUGAGAGGUUUGGAACCCAGUUCUGAUAUCCAGACCUUUGAGGUUUUGUUGAGUGAUCGAGUGAGGGAUCAGUAUGAGAAGAUCAUGGAACCACUUCUUGAGGCACCCAGAGGGCAGAGAGGAGUAAAUGAAAGCAACCCCUUAAUGCAGCAAAGGAUAAAGACUUAUUACACUAUUAACCGCUUCCUUUCCUCUUUCCUGGAUCAUGUUUACAAAGAGCUAGACUAUGUGGUGAAGGACAAGCUAUUUCUGGAACACAUCUUUGAUAUGGAGUUCCAGCAGCCUAUGGAGAAGUCUAUUCUUUACACUGAUGAUGGCGCUCGUUUUAGCCGGACACUGUUCUAUGGCAAUGAAUUGGUGUUGCUUCUGUUUGACACCCUGCUCUUUUGCAUCAUUGAUUUGGGGACACAGAAUUUUGUGCUGGCAACAAUCAUAACAUAUGUAGUUCAGACGCUGGUAGUAAUAUUACGUUAUCAGAUUGGAAAGAAAAAUGUGUCCAGGCAGACAAUGGUGGAGGAGAAUUUCCUCAUUUGAUGGAGGACAAGAAAGACAAAGCGGAGAGGAGACAUUUUCCCAUAGUCCAGGUUAAACCAACACUUUAACAAAGCUUAUGAGUGCGUGACUAGCGCCUGAAUAAGCACAAUAUGUGCACAUGCAGAUCCUACACAGCAUCUGAGUGGGUACAGAGAAAAUGAUAUUUACUUAUAGUGCCUGCGACAUGAAUUAUAAUCUUGUGCAAAGACUUGUAUCAUAAGUGGCUAAUUUUGUUUCUAUGUAAUAUAUGUCCUUUGUUCUGCCACCUGUUUAAUAGGAUUCAUUACUGUCAUUGUGUUUCUAUUAUAUUGUUAUAUUUUUAUACAUUUGUACUUUUAAUAGGAGUGUGCGGGACAGGGGAGUAGUCAAUAACCAAAAAAAAUGACGCCAAAAGGAUAAUGUUUUCCUGCACUGCAAGGUGUUAAGAUAAUUCCAGAGAUGUUUUGUAGCAAAUCUUCAACAAGCAUCCAAACAUUUCCAUAAUUUUGUAACUAGUGUGCCUAUGUUCAUUACCUGUCUCCAGCUCUCAGGAAAUCAUCUAAUUAUCAUGUACUUAUAGAAACAACUCUUACAGUUUAAUAACAUUUGCAAAAUUUGUACUAAUAACCCAUAGCAACCUGUGAGAUGUUUGCUUUCAUACAGGUGCUAUUUGCUUGUUGUUUGUUAUUACUGUGGGCUACAGAGCUCCCUUACCCUCCAGUGAGCUGUGGUUUGGUGCACAUUGUGAAGAUUGCUUUAAUGGGUGUAAUUUUGUGCCUAUCAUUAGACCUAGCAAUUCUUCCUGCUGUAAGUAAAUGAGCCCUUUUAUUUUCAGGCACAAGUAAACAGUAUCCCUUAUGCCAAACACACAGACAUGUUAUAUAGUUUGUUUAACCCUCUAAGUGCCACUGAGUUUUACUAAAUCUACAUAGCGAUUUGUUAUUCAACUCAGUAUCCAGUGUUGCAUAGACCGUAAACUGGAAAAGUAGAGUCUGUGGUGAAUUAGAAUGAGAGAGUCUAGGAUCUGUGGCAAUUAUGGUGUUAAAUAUAUAUGUUGCUUUUAUGAAACUAUAUUUUAUUAUUUUUAUCUCAACACCUGAAAUACCUGCUAAAUUUGAGCUCUUUUCAGUUUCACCUUAAACUGGCUCGGUAUCAUCAACAUGAAAAGGUGCAAACUUGCAAUACCCACAAUCUCCCUUGAGCAAUUUUGUUUGGCUGGAUGGUUUUUUCCCUCCUCACAGAUGAGUGGAGUUUUAGUGCCAGAGCAAGCCUAAAACAGAUUUCAGAUCUGUGCACCAGCUGCUGCAAUAACCCCUGUGUAGAUAUGAUUAAUAGCAUUGGUUUUGCAUACUCUUUUAAAAUAAAAUUCUCUAUAUUUUA